Messenger RNA from Penaeus monodon (black tiger shrimp), 1016 nucleotides. Its product is annotated as proton-coupled folate transporter-like. NCBI's taxonomy places the organism in Eukaryota, Metazoa, Arthropoda, Malacostraca, Decapoda, Penaeidae. Gene Ontology annotation, cellular component: membrane. Gene Ontology annotation, molecular function: transmembrane transporter activity. Gene Ontology annotation, biological process: transmembrane transport. The record is from RefSeq and is a predicted model, not a curated record.
GCGCCUACAUGUAUCUCUUCACCCGCCACGUGUUACACUGGCAGGCGAGCGACUAUGGCAUCUGGGUGACCUAUAAGAACCUUUUAGCUACUCUAGGCUCCCUGGUCGCCGUGCCCGUCCUCAGCGCCGGCCUGAAGGUGUCCGACAACGUGCUCGCGAUGGUGGGCGCGCUCUCCUCCGUCUUCGAUUACAUCCUGUACGGCCUCGUCAGCGAAGAGACCUAUUUCUUCAUGUGGCUAGCUCCCCUGGCGGCGCUCUUAGUGAACUCUUGCGCCAUUGCUAUCAGGGCGAUGCUGUCCAAAUACGUCUCGUCAGAUGAAGUAGGCAAAGUCUCGGCGGUCCUGGGCGCGCUGGACGGCAUCAUGCCCAUGAUCAGCUUCUCGCUCUACACGGCCGUCUACCACUCGACGGUGGAGGUCUUCCCCGGCGCCCAGUUCUUCUUCGGCGCCUCCUCCAACGUCCUCAUGGCGCUCAUCUUCAUCUUCGUGAUGGUGACGGACAAGACGGGCACGUACAACGUGGAGGCGCCGAAGCCGCGCAAGGAGCCCGUGGCGGCCGUGACGGAGAAGCGGCUGGUCAUGCACCAGGACUCGCGCUGGCUCUACGAGGACACAGGCCACAACAAGCUCAAGAUCCGCCUCUCCACCAUUCUGCUGUCCUCCCUCAACUUCAGCAUCGAGGUGCCCACGAUGGAGAGCAGCUUUGGCAAACCGCUGGAGACGAUCCAGGAGGAGCCCGAGAAGGAGGAGGAGGAGGCGAAGAAAGAGAACAAGAGCGAGCAGAAGGGCGGCGGUCGGGACGCCUUCGACAACCCCGCUUACUCGCACGACGGCGCCGUCUGAGUUCCUCAGGCCGGUCCCCCGCGCCCUUCCUGCCCGGGCGUCUGUACUUAUCUCUCCUUAUUAAUGCAUAUUUUUUUUUAACGGUAGGUUCAUGUUUGAGCCGCCGUGGUCACAGCAUGAUACUUAAUUGUAGUACUCAUGUUGUGAUGCUCUUGGAGUGAGUACGUGGUAGGG